UAUGUCGGAACCGUAAGUAAAUCUCAACAACAUUCAUCUGCUAAGUGAUGCAAGAAAAAUAUGACUGGAAAAGAAGCAAACAAAUCAUGCUGAAAAAGUCAGCACAUAUAUUGGAAGGCGCCUUUAUCAAUAAGAAAAAGUUCAACAAUUUGGCAAAUGGAACAUCAGAGAUAUUUAUAGUAUUGGUUAAACUGGAAAAUGACAUGUUCCAAGACAGUGGUCAAGCAUCCAUGAAUUUAACAGAGUUGUUGACAACUUCAAAGGUUGAAAAAGUUGAGUUUAUCACGUUAUCAAAUAAAGGGAAUUAAGGAAUCAAUUUGCCAACUUCAACAUGACUUCUUCAAUUGCAUGUAUAUGUGUGUAUAUAUAAACAACAUUUCGCUCAAGUUUCUAGUAAGUAGCAAGCUGUCAAGACAUUUCAUAAACAGAAAACAAACAUGGGACUCUUUGGAAGAAAAUUCAAGGCAUCAAAAGUUGCAAAACUAGCUAAGCUUGCCAUCUCAAGGAUUUCCAUUCUCAAAAACCAAUACCAAGUUAGGUGUUCACUCGCCCGUUCUGAUGUUUCUCAACUUCUUCAUCUUGGUCGCCAUGAAGAUGCCCUUCAUCGAGUUGAGCUUGUUAUCAAGGAACAGAACACUGUCGAUGCACUUGCAAUGAUGGAGAAGUACUGCCAUCUCCUAAUAGAAAAAAGGGUGCUGAUAAAAACUAAAGGGGAAUGCCCUGACGAGCUCGCGGAGGCAAUCUCAAGCUUGAUUUUUGCAGCUUCAAGAUGGGGAGAAUUCCCAGAGCUGCAUGAAGUUCGUGAGAUUUUCACCUCAAGAUAUGGGAACGAAUUUGCUGCUCAAUGUGUUGAAUUAAGAAAUAAUUGUAGUGUGCAGCCAAAGAUGAUACCCAAGCUAUCAAAAUGUCACACAGGGUCAGGGAAAAGACGCGAUAUGCUUAAUGAUAUUGCUGCUGAUUGUGGUAUCACUCUGCGUAGAGGAUGAGACUUCUCAGAUAUCACAAUCAACACCAGAGGUUAACAGUGAAAAUGAAUGUGCUGAAGGUGAAGAGGUAUCUGAACAAGACACAAACGGGGCUCCAGUUAUCAAAUUGGAAGGUAGUCGGAUAGUAUGAAAUGCCCGAUGCUUUUCCUAUCAACAGCAGCAAUACUAGCAAGAAUUGUUUGGAUAUCCAGGCAUGGCUGACUAGCAAUCAUUUCUAAAAUUAUGCAACCAUAACACAUUCGAUAGGGACAAAGUUGCGAACGGAUGCCACAGGGCUCGGAAAAAAGUAGACAAGGUUCCUAGGAAGACGACAGCGCAGCUCAUGUUGCAGAAGAUAUUCAGGGAUGAAUUGCUACCUCCAAUCAUCAUACUCGUUUAUGCUGCAUCGAGCACCUACCUUUCUUCCUAUACUUUGAUUAGCUAGGCAGUUUCUUGUGUCUGUAUGUUUGGGGUGGAGGAAGGUGGGGUGAGGUCUUAGCUUUAUGUUCAAGUGAGAUUAUGUCUGAGGAUAAUUUAUGCACACAGAAAACAUACACGUAGAUGUAGAUCAGUAAACAAUCAGAUAUGUUCUGCAGAACAUGAGAUAAUACAUUUACUUCAUUCUCGCUAAUAAAUAACUUAAUUUCCCUCUACAAUUCCUCAAUUCCAAUUUGUAAUAGCCAAGUACGUCUAAAUUUCUUGUCAUGCUAAAAGAAAAUCAACC
Messenger RNA from Capsicum annuum, 1689 nucleotides. RefSeq names its product IST1-like protein. Bases 438 to 986 code for a protein of 182 amino acids. The record is from RefSeq and is a predicted model, not a curated record. NCBI's taxonomy places the organism in Eukaryota, Viridiplantae, Streptophyta, Magnoliopsida, Solanales, Solanaceae. Gene Ontology annotation, biological process: protein transport. The transcript has 5 exons.